This is a messenger RNA of Colletotrichum graminicola M1.001, 1833 nucleotides long. RefSeq names its product alpha-L-fucosidase. The record is from RefSeq and is a predicted model, not a curated record. Gene Ontology annotation, biological process: fucose metabolic process; glycoside catabolic process. Gene Ontology annotation, cellular component: lysosome. Bases 1 to 1833 code for a protein of 610 amino acids. The transcript has a single exon. Lineage: Eukaryota; Fungi; Ascomycota; Sordariomycetes; Glomerellales; Glomerellaceae. Gene Ontology annotation, molecular function: alpha-L-fucosidase activity.
AUGAUCGCAAGACUAGGCACCAUGACAGCCUUCCUCACGGCGGCGGCGUCUCUCCUUUUCGCCCGUGUCGCCACCGCUCAGACGGAAGGGCCGUAUGAAGCGACCUGGGAGUCUACAGACAAGCACAAUGCCUCCCCCGAAUGGUUUCGCGAUGCCAAGUUCGGUGUAUAUUGGCACUGGGGUGCCUUCACUACACCACAGUACGGCAGCGAGUGGUACGGCCGCAACGUCUAUGAGCCGGACAGCGAUGUGCGCGCAGAGCACACGCGGCGAUACGGUCCGCCGGAGGAAUGGGGCUACCAAAACUUCAUCCUGGGGGCGGACGACCUGCAAGGUAAUCACGUCGAGUUCAAGCCUGUCCUGGCGAGUGAUGGCGGGGCCUUCGAUCCCGACGCUUGGAUGGCCGUCGUCAACGCUUCUGGUGCCAGGUUCGCGGGGCCAGUUGCCGAGCACCAUGACGGGUUCUCCAUGUGGGACAGCAAAGUCAACACGUGGAACUCUGUCAGACACGGCCCCGGCAUCGAUCUGGUCAAGCUCUGGGCCGACCUCGUUCGCCAGAGCGGGAUGAAGUUUCUCAUCGCCAUGCAUCAAGCCUUCAACACGAACGGCUUCUACGAGUUCGCACCCCAGAUGAACGACACGGAGCUGCAGCUUCUUUUCGGCCAGCUCCCCAAGGAUCAGGCCGAUCAGCGGUGGCUUGACAAGCAGCUCGAGGUCCUCGACCACGUCCAGCCAGACAUGAUCUGGAAUGACUUCUCCCUCGACAGCCCGGGGUACUGUCAAAACCCAAAGUUCGUGUGCAACAUUGGCGAAGCACAACGUCUUGGGUUCCUUGCCCACUACUUCAACCGCGGUGUUGAGUGGGGCAAGGAGGUGCUCACAUCCUAUAAGCACUUUGACAACGGCUUUCGCAACACGUCGGCCGUGGCCGACUUUGAGCGCGGCGGCCCGGAUGAUAUUGUCCGCCCAUACUGGCUGACCGACGAUGCCAUCAGCGCAUCAUCAUGGAGCUACACGGUCGGUAUCGCCUACUACAGCUCGACCCAGAUGAUCCACUCCUUCCUUGACCGCGUCAGCAAGAACGGCAACAUGCUGCUCAACAUCUCCCCAACUGCGGCAGGCGUGCUUCCCGAGCAACAGGAAAAGGUGCUUCUCGACAUUGGCGCGUACCUCGGGCGGUACGGCGAGUCCAUCUACAGCACCCGCGCGUGGGACAUCUACGGCGAAGGACCCAACAAGGCCGGCGGCGGCUCCUUCAGUUCCCCGCUGACCGGCAACAGCAGUGACAUCCGCUUCACGCGCAAUAAGGCCAAGGAUGUCCUAUACGUCACGGUCCUCGGGUGGCCGGAAGACGCCACUGUUUCCAUUGCCAGCCUCGGCUCCGGUGCCGGCGUGGACCUUGCCGGCCUCACCACGGUAGAACUGCUUGGCGACUCGGCCGGUGACUACGCUGCCGCCGAGAGCUGGACGCAAGAGCCAGACGCGCUCGUCGUUGAGCUUCCGCCCAAACCGGCAGAGUCCUUUGCCUACGUCCUCAAGCUCAGCUUCGCCAACCAUAUUCCCGUGCCACUCAUUAGUAACGGUGCGUCCGUUUUCACCGGAAACGGCACCAAGAUACCGGGCAUAUCCCUCCCACAAGGCGGGUUCCCUUCAGUCUUCUUCGAGGACGCCGGCGUGCAACCUGGUGACAUCCAGACGGUGCAAGUAAGUGCCGGCACCAGUGUCGAGGUAUACACAAAUGCCAACCUUACCGGAGACUUCACCACAUUGGGGGCUGGUGAGCACGCCGUUGGUCUUCAGUCGAUCGGCUCCAUCUUAGUCAAGCCCACUUAA